This is a messenger RNA of Sebastes umbrosus (honeycomb rockfish), 1654 nucleotides long. RefSeq lists its product as uncharacterized. Lineage: Eukaryota; Metazoa; Chordata; Actinopteri; Perciformes; Sebastidae. The record is from RefSeq and is a predicted model, not a curated record. The transcript has 2 exons. The coding region runs from base 235 to 1140 and encodes 301 amino acids. Gene Ontology annotation, molecular function: protein binding.
CCAUGAAUAGCAUUAAAUCAAAUCAGUACAUGUACAUUGACAGAAGUUAAAGUUAAACAGUCUUGCUUAGCCAUAUGCUGCGGCUGUGCUAAUGCUGUGCUAAGGUAGGCCCAAUUACUUUACCCAGUCCAUGGAAGAAAAGGCCAGGAAUUGUGAGCUCUUGAACUAAUGUCUCCAGAGCGAUGAAGGACGCUGUUUAACCCCGCUGAGGACAGAAGUUUCCCGGCUGUCACCAUGGCGUCUCUAGCCGUCAGCUCGGCGGCUCAGAGCAGCGGGAAGCACUGCCGGUCCUUCUCGCUGCUCUUCUACCGGGCCGUGCGGGACCUGAAGCCGGUCUGGAUGCUGGAGGACAUUCGGACCAUGGAGGCUUUCUACCAGGAAGAGGACGCCAGUCAGAGGACUUACACCCCGUCGGAGGCGUUGCUCUACGCGGUAGUCCACGACCACCAGGCGUACGCCCAGUACCUCCUCAACCGGUACGCCGACGAGGCGCUAGCGAAGCCCGGGGAGCGCUUCUGCUGCCGGCCGGCCUCCUCCUCCUCCUCCUCCUCCUCCGCGGCGCCGCACCUCGCCAUGGCAGUCCGCUACGACCGGCGCUACAUUCUCGGUCUCAUCUUACAGGAGACUCACCGCAUACCAAAUACCUCCUCAAGGUGUUUCCUCACGGAGGAAGACGGAAGAACCGCGUUGCACCUCGCCUGCGAGCUGCUGCGGCCGGAGGCGGUCAUCAUGUUGCUGGGGAACGGAGCGUCGCCGCACGCCCUGGACGGAGACGGCCUGACGCCGCUGGACGUCCUCCUGGAGAAGCUCCGGGACUGCAAGGAGGCAGGUGGGGAGAGGAGGAGGAGGCAGUGUCUGGACAACCUGCUCAUGUUCACGCCAAUAAAGGUUCACUUUAAAAUGAAGGGGUCUCUGAGCACGGAGCCGGAGCGCUGGAGCGAGGUGCUGGGCGAGGAGACGUACAAGUACCUGGCGGAGAGGAGGCCGGCUCCGCUGGUCCUCACCGCCAUGCAGACUAUCCUGAGGCAGCUGAGUCCUGCGACCUUCCCGGACAGCCUGCAUGAGCUGCCCAUCCCAUCAUCCCUCAAACCAGCGGGCCUGCUGCCGGUGCUGUCCACUAUGAAAACUCCUUUAUUUUAGCAUGAUGUGUGCGUGUGUGUGUGUGUGUGUGUGUGUGUGUGUGUGUGUGUGUGUUUGAGGAGCACUUCAUUAUAGGGCUGCACAAAUAACCACUAUUACCAGUCAGGGAACAAAAUGAAUGGAUCUUAUCUAAAGAUGUGACUUCUUCAUCACACUGUUAAAAACCACUGAUUGGAUUUACUGAGAGAGAGCUGGAGGUUGCCAGCAGUGGGAGUAUACCAGGGAAUAAAACAGCCAUAUUCGUUUACACUAUACCCAGCCAUUAAAUAGCAGUUUUAUUUGUCUAAUCUCAUUUUAAAGUGUUACCUUACUAAUACUACUGCUACUGUAUGUAAGCCCACUGUAUCAUAUCAGAGUAGACCAACACUGAUGACAAGUCUAUACUGUGUUACAGUUUGAUUGUUAAUUUAUUGGAGUUUUAUUUAACAGAAAGUGAUCUUAUAGAUCAUUUGAGAACCAUUUGGAUGACUGGUUAUUUAUUUUUAAAUAAAUAAGAAUCCAUGUGAUGAUCUAA